GCUAGCUAGCCAUCGUUUAUUUACGCGUCAAUUCUUAUUUGGUGUUUGUUGACUGGCAGCUAAAUCAACCUCGAGUUUCACAGCGCCACCUAGGGAGAUUAUUUCAGUUCCUGCACUUUCAAUUUUACAACAGCUAGAGUUGUAUUUUUGUCUCAUAGAAUAGCUAGCUAUAUAUUUUAUUGGAUCAAUGCAUUUACAGUAAAUGUGUAUAUUUUAUAAAGCUCCCAAAUAAUAUACAAUAAAGCUAAGUGUCAUGAACGCGGUGAACCAGUGGGUGGCGGUACUAUGCAUAUUGAUUUUAUCUUAGUACGGCUGUGCGGAAGUGGAUGGGCGGGGUAAGGGUCAAACGUGAAAAUGGCUUCUCCGAAAACUGUUCCUAAAGAUGCACAGGUUAUGAUCCAAAUCCUCAAAGACAUGGGGAUAACAGAGUAUGAGCCCAGAGUUAUUAAUCAAAUGCUGGAAUUUACCUACAGAUAUGUGACAACUAUUAUUGAGGAUGCCAAAAUCUAUGCAACACAUGCCAAGAAGAACAUUGUGGAUGCUGACGACAUAAGACUUGCAAUCCAGUGUCGAAUGGACCAGUCCUUCACCUCCCCACCACCACGAGAUUUCCUGCUGGAUGUAGCUAGGCAGAAGAACCAGACCCCUCUUCCCUUGAUUAAGCCAUACACUGGGCCACGCCUGCCCCCUGACCGUUACUGUCUUACUGCUCCUAACUACAGGCUUAAGUCCAUACAGAAAAAGGUGUCCUCAUCUGCAGGGAGAAUAACAGUGCCUCGCCUCAGUAUAGGAGCUGUGUCCAGCAGGCCCAGCACGCCUACCCUUGGCACUCCCUCGGUGCAGUCAGUCACAACCAAAGUGGGGACGCCAGUGUCACUGUCGGGGCAGCGCUUCAGCGUUCAGAUCCCAUCCUCACAGACUGCAGCCUCCAAGUCCUCCACACCAUCCACUCCAAUGGUUCAAAAUGUCCUCAUCAACCCCUCCCUGAUCGGAUCCAAAAAGAUCCUCAUCACCACCAACAUGGUGUCACAGAACUCGGCCAGCGAAUCGCUGAAGAGGAAGCAUGAAGACGACGAUGACUAUGAUGCAUUAUGACCUCAUGUAUAAUCUGAUAAAGGAGUCCGCUAGAUGAAAUCAAGAGUGUGCUGUAAAUAUAGUAGAAGGUAGUUUUGAGGUUAGCCAGUCAGCCUACAAUUCCCCCAUCAUUGUUGUGGACAUUUAGUAAGUGUAGUGUCAUGCCUGUUUGCCACUAAUUUUUGUAUAUAAAAAUAAAAAAAGUGUGAAUAAA
Oncorhynchus mykiss (rainbow trout) is the source of this 1288-nucleotide messenger RNA. It is a transcript of the gene taf9, whose product is annotated as TAF9 RNA polymerase II, TATA box binding protein (TBP)-associated factor. Gene Ontology annotation, biological process: RNA polymerase II preinitiation complex assembly; DNA-templated transcription initiation. Lineage: Eukaryota; Metazoa; Chordata; Actinopteri; Salmoniformes; Salmonidae. The record is from RefSeq and is a predicted model, not a curated record. Gene Ontology annotation, cellular component: SAGA complex; transcription factor TFIID complex. Gene Ontology annotation, molecular function: protein heterodimerization activity; RNA polymerase II general transcription initiation factor activity; transcription coactivator activity.